This is a messenger RNA of Mycena indigotica, 747 nucleotides long. RefSeq names its product Streptavidin. Lineage: Eukaryota; Fungi; Basidiomycota; Agaricomycetes; Agaricales; Mycenaceae. The transcript is spliced from 3 exons. Gene Ontology annotation, molecular function: biotin binding. The coding region runs from base 1 to 747 and encodes 248 amino acids. The record is from RefSeq and is a predicted model, not a curated record.
AUGGCGUGGGGCAUCCAUAACACGUCUAUCGGUGCCUGGUCGCAACGAAACGAAGCAUCAUUCAUCUUAGGAAGUGCACGGACGGGCGGAAUGGAAGACCGGCAGAAGAUAAUAAAGUUUUUGCGCCGGCCGUUCAAGUUGCAGCUUGUCGCCAGUCCGGCCAUUCUUGGGGUAUAUAAACAGCACAACUCUGCCGGGGCCGCUCCAGUGGACCCUUCACCACCCAAACCAACCAAACUCCCCACCAAUCAAUCGAAGCCCAUGAGCGUUUCCUCCGCGUUCAACUUCACGCGCCUGACCGGCACGUGGCACAACGAGCUCGCGUCCGUGAUGCACCUCAAGGCGGACGGGCGCGGCGGGCUGAGCGGGUCGUACAACUCCGCGGUCGGCAACGCGCAGGACAACUACGUGCUCACCGGGCGCUACGACACGACCCCGCCCACGGGCGAGGGCGUCGCGCUCGGCUGGAUCGUCGCGUGGAAGAACAACGAGCUCGACGCGCACUCCGCGGCCGGGUGGAGCGGCCAGUUCUACGCCGGGGCCAGUGAAUUGGAGGAUAUCAUAUUGACGCAGUGGCUGUUGACCACCAGCACGGCGCCGGCGGAUAACUGGGAGAGCACCCAGGUCGGGACGGACCUGUUCAAGCAUCAAGAGCCGACGGCCGCGCAGGUGAAGCGUGCCACCAUGGAGGGCCGCGCGCUCCCGCAUCCCGAGCAGAUAGUCGCCAAGCGGAGUCGUGUGUUGUAA